AUGACCACAGAUAAACUCCCACCAAUGACUGAAGACACAGGAACUUCAGGAGUAAACGAGUUGGUGUCUGAGGAAUUCAGAGUUCCAGUUUCUCCAGAAGAUCUAUCAUCUAUUGAUAUGCUAAACGCGGACCAGAAACAUGCAUACGACAGGGUAGUGAAUUCUGUUAGAAGGGGCGACAAAUCUGUAUUCUUCAUUGAUGGUCCGGGUGGUUCAGGGGAAACAUUUCUCUAUAGGGCGAUAUUGGCUAAGUUACGUAGUGAAAGACGUAUUGCAAUUGCAACUUCGACAUCAGGGAUUGUUGCAACCAUGAUGCCAGGUGGGAGGACCGCCCGUUCUAGAUUUAAGAUACCUGUAUCAGCAACCUCAACUUCUACAUGCAACAUAGUUGCAGAAGAUCCUUUGGCAGAUUUCAAUCGAAAAGCCGAUUUGAUUAUUUGGGACGAAGCAACGAUGGCAAACCGAUAUGCAUUUGAAGCACUGGACAGAACGUUAAGAGAUUUGACCAAAGUUGAAUUGCCAUUUGGAGGGAAGAUUUUGCUUUAA
Papaver somniferum (opium poppy) is the source of this 546-nucleotide messenger RNA. Its product is annotated as ATP-dependent DNA helicase pif1-like. The record is from RefSeq and is a predicted model, not a curated record. Bases 1 to 546 code for a protein of 181 amino acids. The transcript has 2 exons. Gene Ontology annotation, molecular function: DNA helicase activity. Gene Ontology annotation, biological process: telomere maintenance; DNA repair. NCBI's taxonomy places the organism in Eukaryota, Viridiplantae, Streptophyta, Magnoliopsida, Ranunculales, Papaveraceae.